Molecule: messenger RNA, 1293 nt
Organism: Symbiodinium sp. CCMP2592
Lineage: Eukaryota; Dinophyceae; Suessiales; Symbiodiniaceae
Source: the annotation of a GenBank genome assembly
AUGGUUGAGUCCGGAACUUGCCAAUGCCAGGUUAAGGUGGACCCUCUCCAGCAGCGAAUUCAAGCUGCCGAAGCAGAUGAAACGAGGCAACAGGGAGCGAGAAGAAGCAAAGCAGCUGAAGUCUAUUUAGAGAGCAAGCUUUGGAGAAGCAAGACUUUAACAAGCAAAUAUAGACGGCAACGAGUCCCAGCUCAUGAGCAUCGGACGAUGCCACCCGAUGGUGCGGAUCGUCGUUUAUCAGUUCUCGCGGCCUUUCUUUCUGUUCUGACCGUCGCCCUCGCCAGCGUUGGAGGGUACGAGGGCUACAUCUUCUUGGUCGAGCGCAGCACCUACCAGAAUCAAGCGCUGGGGCUAUGCUUUGAUGGCCGACGGGGUGGUGAAAGUCUGGAUGAUGCCAAGUUCACGGUAAGGCCCGGUCCAUGGAGCCUGCGUCAAAACCAAAGGGGACCCCCUGAUCCGCAGCUACUCUGCGACAUCCCUGUCUAUGCCUACGAGUGCCCGCGAUGGGCCACUGCAGCGGAAUGCAGCCACCUGCAUCCUGAGGAGCUCAGACAGGUGGCCCUCCUUCGCACUACGGAGAGCGGAGUCUUUUGCUUUGGCUCUCUUGGAUGGUUCUCCUGGGAUCAGGAAGCAUGUGAUGCAGACAUCUGGACCUGUACGUUCGGAUCAUGCAAUGGCUACAAGAAGAGCGAACGUGUUUGCGCAGCCACACUGAGCGAAUCCUAUGCGUGCUAUUUCGAUCCCACAAGACCUGGCGUUGGCGAGCGCGAGACACCUUUCCACUAUCCGCUCUUGCGAGGCGUGGCGAUGGCAGCCCUAUCAGUUCUGACACUUGGAGCCGGAAUCUCUGCAUGUUAUUUUGGGGCCACGCGGGUGGUACCUUUGCUGUGUUCUUUCGGCUGGACACCACUGAUAGUUCUGGCUGCGCUCGUGAUUUCGGCUGGAAUUGGGUUCAUGAUGGAGGCAGCGAUGAUCGUGCUGCUUCCUGGUGUGACGCCCUACAGCCUUGUGGGAGGUCCUCGGUUUCCUGAGGUUCGUCAAGUCACGGUGGCCGAUCUGGGAGGGGGCUGGAAGAACGAGCAGCCGGUUCGGCCAGGUUUCAAUCAGCCGAGCUUGUGGGUUCUUAUCGAAGUCGCCAUGACGGAGGUCCUGAUGAUCUUUACACUGACUUUCACCGCACUCAUCCCCCUGAUCCUUUUCCUGGUUCGGCACCGGAGUGACCGGGCUCGGGCCGCAGGGACGCUGAACCGCCGCCUUCUGGCAGAUCCAUUCAUGAGGUCUCAGACGCCUUAG